This is a messenger RNA of Cutaneotrichosporon oleaginosum, 1694 nucleotides long. RefSeq lists its product as uncharacterized. Gene Ontology annotation, molecular function: serine-type carboxypeptidase activity. The record is from RefSeq and is a predicted model, not a curated record. Gene Ontology annotation, biological process: proteolysis. NCBI's taxonomy places the organism in Eukaryota, Fungi, Basidiomycota, Tremellomycetes, Trichosporonales, Trichosporonaceae.
AUGCGCCUCGCUCUCACUACCGUGGCGCUCACCGCGACGGCGCUUGCCGACCCCCUUGGCCGUGUCGGCUUCCGCAAUCACGCCGAGUUUAAGGCGCGCCGCGCAGCAACCAUGGCUGAGUUGCACAAGCGACAGAACAACACCACUCCCGCGCGCUACAGAAACGACAAAACGCAGCCAUACUACGUCGCGUCCAUGCCUGAAGUCAACUUUGACUUUGGCGAGAUGUACGCCGGCAUGAUCCCGCUUGACCGCGCAAACCCCAUCGCUGCAGCGAGCCCCACGCCCAGUGGCGAAGACGACGCCCUCUUCUUCAUCUUCAAGCCGAAAGACGGCGAGCCCGUUGACGAACUCACGAUCUGGCUAAAUGGCGGGCCGGGCUGCUCAUCCAUGGAAGGCUUUCUUCAAGAGGUCGGGCCGAUCAACUGGCUGGCUGGCACAUUCGCACCCGUUCCCAACCCGUACGCGUGGUCCAACCUAACCAACAUGCUCUUCGUCGACCAGCCGGUCGGGACGGGCUACUCGACGGGCACGCCCACAGCCACAAGCCAGGAGGGCAUCGCCGCCGACUUCCUCAACUUUCUCCGUCGGUUCCAGGACAUCUUCGGCAUCGCCAACUAUAAAAUCUACGUCACGGGCGAGAGCUAUGCGGGCCGCUACGUCCCGUACAUUGCGAAUGCGAUGCUGGAUGCAAACGACACGACUCACUUUGACAUGUCCGGCAUCCUCAUUUAUGACCCCGUUAUUGGCAGCUACGACUACAUGAACGAGCUAGCGGCGUACCCUUACAUCGAAGCGUACAACAACGUAUUCAACUUCAACGCAUCAUUCCUCGCCGAACUGAAGCAGGCACACCAGGACUGUGGUUUCGAGGCCCGCAACAAACAGUACCUCACGUUCCCUCCCGCACGCAACCAGCCGCAGCUCACAUGGGACAUUUCGAACCCCGCCAACCGGAGGUGCGAUGUCUUCCUCGCAGCCAUGGUCGCCGAGCUCAGCAUUAAUCCCUGCUUCAACCCUUACGACAUUGUUGAGCCUUGCCCGAUCCUCUGGGACGUCCUUGGCUUUCCUGGUCUAACGAAGUGGACGCCGCCUGGCGCGGAGGUAUAUUUCGAUCGAGCGGACGUCAAGGCCGCGCUGCACGCCCCCGCCAUCAACUGGACGCAGUGCGCGGUAGGCGAUGUGUUCGUCGCCGGGGCCGGUAAAGCCGGUCCGCACCAGAAUGGGGAUACCAGCGCGGAUCCGAUUCAGGCUGUACUUCCGCGGGUCAUUGACGCGACGCAGCGUGUCCUCAUCUCCAAUGGCGACUUCGACUACAUCGUCAUGACGAAUGCUACGCUCCUUUCCAUUCAGAACAUGACGUGGGGCGGGCAACUCGGAUUCCAGGCCCCGCCGGCGGCGCCGUUCAACGUCGAGAUCGUCGACGAGGCGUGGGAGGACGCGUAUGCGGCAUCAGGCUUGUUGGGCAUUGCGGCAACGCCAGGCCAGAUGGGCGUGCAGCAUUAUGAGCGCGGCCUCAUGUGGGUGCAGGUGUGGGGAGCCGGCCACAUGCUCCCCAUGUACUCGCCGCGCGCGGCGUACUUGCACCUGCAGUGGGUCCUUGGCCGCAUCGACAAGUUUUGAAGGAGUCCCAGAUUGCAGCAGAGGACUAGUGAGAACGCGGUUUGUCAGGCAGACAGUCCUUUUAUCCGCUU